This is a messenger RNA of Microcebus murinus (gray mouse lemur), 5698 nucleotides long. Lineage: Eukaryota; Metazoa; Chordata; Mammalia; Primates; Cheirogaleidae. The record is from RefSeq and is a predicted model, not a curated record.
AUGGAGCCGCCCGGCGGGGCCCUGGGGCCCGGCCGCGGGACCCGGGAUAAGAAGAAGGGCCGGAGCCCAGAUGAGCUGCCUGCGGCAGGCAGCGACGGCGGCAAAUCCAAGAAAUUUACUCUGAAGCGGCUCAUGGCAGAUGAGCUGGAAAGAUUCACUAGCAUGAGAAUUAAGAAGGAGAAGGAAAAGCCCAAUUCUGCUCAUAGAAAUUCUUCUGCAUUGUAUGGGGAUGAUCCCACAGCACAGUCAUUACAAGAUAUUUCAGAUGAGCAAGUUCUAGUUCUCUUUGAACAGAUGCUGCUGGAUAUGAACCUGAAUGAGGAAAAACAGCAACCUUUGAGGGAAAAGGACAUCAUCAUCAAGAGGGAGAUGGUGUCCCAGUACUUGCACACCUCCAAGGCUGGCAUGAGCCAAAAGGAGAGCUCCAAGUCUGCCAUGAUGUACAUUCAGGAGCUGAGGUCAGGCUUGCGGGAUAUGCAUCUGCUCAGCUGCCUGGAGUCCCUUCGUGUGUCUCUCAACAACAACCCUGUCAGUUGGGUGCAAACAUUUGGUGCUGAGGGCCUGGCCUCCUUAUUGGACAUCCUUAAACGACUUCAUGAUGAGAAAGAGGAGAUUGCUGGAAGCUAUGAUAGCCGGAACAAGCAUGAGAUCAUUCGCUGCUUGAAAGCUUUUAUGAACAACAAGUUUGGAAUCAAGACCAUGUUGGAGACAGAAGAAGGAAUCCUACUGCUGGUCAGAGCCAUGGAUCCUGCUGUUCCCAACAUGAUGAUUGAUGCAGCUAAGCUGCUGUCUGCUCUUUGUAUCCUACCACAGCCAGAGGACAUGAAUGAAAGGGUUCUGGAGGCGAUGACAGAAAGAGCUGAGAUGGAUGAGGUGGAACGUUUCCAGCCACUGCUGGAUGGAUUAAAAAGUGGGACUUCCAUUGCACUCAAGGUGGGAUGCCUACAGCUGAUCAAUGCUCUCAUCACUCCAGCUGAAGAACUUGACUUCCGAGUUCACAUCCGAAGUGAACUGAUGCGCUUGGGGCUACAUCAGGUGUUGCAGGACCUUCGAGAGAUUGAAAAUGAUGAUAUGAGAGUGCAACUAAAUGUGUUUGAUGAACAAGGGGAAGAAGAUUCCUAUGAUUUGAAGGGAAGGCUGGAUGACAUUCGCAUGGAGAUGGAUGACUUUAGUGAAGUCUUCCAGAUUCUCUUAAACACAGUGAAAGAUUCAAAGGCAGAGCCACACUUCCUGUCCAUCCUUCAGCACCUCCUAUUGGUACGAAAUGACUACGAGGCCAGACCACAGUACUAUAAGUUGAUUGAAGAAUGUAUUUCUCAGAUAGUUUUGCACAAGAAUGGGGCUGACCCUGACUUCAAGUGCCGGCACCUUCGGAUUGAUAUUGAGGGAUUGAUUGAUCAAAUGAUUGAUAAAACAAAGGUGGAGAAAUCUGAAGCCAAAGCUACAGAGCUAGAAAAAAAGCUGGAUUCGGAGUUAACAGCCCGACAUGAGCUACAGGUGGAAAUGAAAAAGAUGGAAAACGACUUUGAGCAGAAGCUUCUGGAUAUUCAGGGAGAAAAAGAUGCUUUGGAUUCUGAAAAGCAACACAUUGCCACAGAGAAACAGAACCUGGAAGCAGAGGUGUCUCAGCUCACAGGAGAGGUUGCCAAGCUGUCAAAGGAACUGGAAGAUGCCAAGAAAGAAAUGGCUUCUCUCUCUGCUGCAGUUGUUGCUGUAGCUCCUUCUGUUCCUAGCAGUGCUACAGUUCCCCCUGCCCCUCCUUUACCUGGUGACUCCAGCACUGUUAUUCCACCACCACCCCCUCCGUUACCAGGAGGGGUUAGCAUACCACCCCCACCUCCUCUUCCUGGGGGUAGUACCAUUCCUCCUCCGCCACCUCCCCCUCCUUUGCCUGGAGGUGCUGCCAUCCCUCCACCCCCUCCUUUGCCUGGAGCUACUGCCAUCCCCCCACCCCCUCCUCUACCUGGAGCUACUGCCAUCCCUCCACCCCCUCCUUUGCCUGGGGGUGCUGCCAUUCCCCCACCCCCUCCUUUGCCUGGAGGUGCUGCUGUUCCUCCACCCCCUCCUUUGCCUGGGGGUGCUGGCAUCCCCCCACCUCCUCCUCCCUUGCCUGGGGGACCAGGAAUGCCACCUCCCCCUCCCCCUCUUCCUGGUGGUGCUGGAAUCCCUCCACCACCUCCAUUUCCUGGAGGUCCUGGCAUUCCUCCACCUCCACCUGGAAUGGGUAUGCCUCCGCCUCCCCCCUUUGGAUUUGGAGUUCCCGCAGCCCCAGUUCUGCCAUUUGGAUUAACCCCCAAAAAGCUUUAUAAGCCAGAGGUGCAGCUCCGGAGGCCAAACUGGUCGAAGUUUGUGGCUGAGGACCUCUCCCAAGACUGCUUUUGGACAAAGGUGAAGGAGGACCGCUUUGAGAACAAUGAUCUUUUCGCCAAACUUACCCAUACUUUCUCUGCCCAGACCAAGACUUCCAAAGCCAAGAAGGAUCAGGAAGGUGGUGAAGAAAAGAAAUCUGUGCAAAAGAAGAAAGUAAAAGAGUUAAAAGUGUUGGAUUCAAAGACAGCUCAGAAUCUCUCAAUCUUUCUGGGUUCCUUCCGCAUGCCCUAUCAAGAGAUUAAGAAUGUCAUCCUGGAGGUGAAUGAGGCUGUCCUGACCGAGUCUAUGAUCCAGAACCUCAUUAAGCAGAUGCCUGAGCCAGAGCAGUUAAAGAUGCUUUCUGAACUGAAGGACGAAUACGAUGAUCUGGCCGAGUCGGAGCAGUUCGGCGUGGUGAUGGGAACGGUGCCCCGCCUGCGGCCUCGCCUCAAUGCCAUCCUCUUCAAGCUACAGUUCAGCGAGCAAGUGGAGAACAUCAAGCCGGAGAUUGUGUCUGUCACUGCCGCGUGUGAGGAGCUGCGCAAGAGUGAGAGCUUUGCCAGCCUCCUGGAGAUCACCUUGCUUGUGGGAAACUACAUGAAUGCUGGCUCCAGGAAUGCUGGGGCUUUUGGCUUCAAUAUCAGCUUCCUCUGCAAGCUUCGAGACACUAAGUCCACAGAUCAGAAGAUGACGUUGUUGCACUUCCUGGCUGAGUUGUGUGAGAACGACUAUCCUGAUGUCCUCAAGUUUCCAGAUGAGCUUACCCACGUGGAGAAAGCCAGCCGAGUUUCUGCUGAAAACUUGCAGAAGAACCUAGAUCAGAUGAAGAAACAAAUUUCUGAUGUGGAACGUGAUGUUCAGAAUUUCCCAGCUGCCACAGAUGAAAAAGACAAAUUUGUUGAAAAAAUGACUAGCUUCGUGAAGGACGCACAGGAGCAGUAUAACAAGCUGCGGAUGAUGCAUUCCAACAUGGAGACCCUCUACAAGGAUCUGGGGGAUUACUUCCUCUUUGACCCCAAGAAGUUGUCUGUGGAAGAAUUCUUCAUGGACCUGCACAACUUUAGGAAUAUGUUUUUGCAAGCAGUCAAGGAGAACCAGAAGCGGCGGGAGACCGAAGAAAAGAUGCGUCGAGCAAAACUAGCCAAGGAGAAGGCCGAGAAGGAGCGGCUAGAGAAACAGCAGAAGAGAGAGCAACUCAUAGACAUGAAUGCAGAGGGCGAUGAGACAGGUGUGAUGGACAGUCUCCUAGAAGCCCUGCAGUCCGGGGCAGCGUUCCGGCGGAAGAGAGGGCCACGGCAGGAUAAUCCCAUGUGCCCCUGGGAGGAGGAGGUGGAGGAGGAGGAAGAGACUUAUAAAUUGCCAACAGGAAGGCCGGGUGUGCAGUCACAUCUCUGCUAGCUUCGGAGCUGACCAAGGACGAUGCCAUGACUGCUGUUGCUGCCAAGAUGCCCAAGACCAGUGAGGCAGUCCCCACAAUCCUUGAGGAAGCCAAGGAGUUAGUUGGCCGUGCAAGCUAAGCUGGGUCCUGUGACCGUGGCAGCUCCUGAAGGGAGCCCCAGACUGUCCCACCCUUCAGCAUGUGCCUAAAGGCUGGAGGGGAUAUUCCUCUGGGGUGGCCGCUCCCACCACUCUGACCCUGUCUCUCUCUCUGGCCUGCUGCUCUCCGAACAUCACAUACAGCUUCAGCUGCCUGGAGGCCAGAAGGAAAGGGCAGUGUGGGGGAGGCCUGAGCCCAACCCAGCCAGCCCUGGCUGUUGUAUUACCAAAGCAGGGUCCGUGUUGCUGCCUUAACCCUGUCUCCUCUCUGUUACUCAGAGGGCCUGAUCUCAGAUAAGGCCCAGCCUGCUUCCUCGGCCCCUGACUUUCCAGUGGGCUUUCCCUUAGGUCAAUCUUGCUGGAUUUGUGCUUUUCUUUUGUGGUUUCUCUGGCCCUGAGAACAGCAUGGGGCUUAUGAACCUUUGGGCUAGAUUCCUCCUUUCAUUGCUAUCCCCUCUGCUCUUCCCUUCCCUCUCUGGCUAUUGUUAUUUAUUAUUAGUGCUGUGGCGUUGGGAGCUGCUCCUUGGGACAUGGGGAGCAAAUCCCACCCUCCCUCCACCUUCCUGGGAAAGGCCUCUCAAUACAAAAGGAUCUAGACCACUUACCUGUUCUGCCAUGGCCCAGGCCAGAGCCUGUGGCAGGCAGCCGGGGCAUAGUGACGGUGUGGGACCUGCCUCCAGCCUGCCACCAUGCUUUGUGCUCUCUGGACCCUCUGUCCUAGCCCCCAGGCUACCAAUCCAAGGUCCCUCAUGCCUUCCCCAGAGCUUUGGUGCCUCUCACCUGGACUAUGGGCUGUGUCGUGACCAUCUCAACACCUCACCCUCUGUCUCCAAGGAAAUGGGAGGUGGAGCCUCCUGGCUGAGAAAUUGUUUUGCAAAUGGAUCUAUUUUUGUAUGAAAAAAAAAUCUUUUUUAAAGAAAACCUUUCCUUCCCCUUUUCCCCUCCAUAAUGUAAGAGGCUUUGAUGGCCAGUUCCAGAAUUCCUGGGGUUUCUCCUCACAGGCCUCAACCCCAAUGCCCUGGACCUUCACCUCGGCCCUGAAGCCUUCUGGACCCUUGAGGCCGAGGCGAUUCUCUCUCCCAGCAUCAUUUCUGGGGCAGGAGGAGCCUCUUCUCUGGUUGAGCUGGGCCAGGCCUAAGAGUAGUGGGAGCUCUAAGACCAUGGAGUUUUUAUAAAAUUAGUAAAUGUAUCAAGCCAAAUGUGCAAAUGCUAACUGGACACUCUGGGCGAGUGGGCACAGGAAGUGCUUGUGCACACUGUGCCCCUGCUGUCUUCCGAACAGCAGGCAGACUGAACUGUCUGGUGGUUCUAGCCAGAGGAAGCUCGCAUUCUCUGGCUUAGGGUGAUACUUUUGCCCUCCUGUGGCCCUUUCAGCUUUCCAUCCCCAGCCAGGGAGAAAGAAUGGCACUGUGAGGGUUUGGCCCAGAAUUAUAGUUGUUAGAGCAAGCAGAGGUUAGGAACCUUGAGGGUUCCUACAAGGAGGCCUUGCAGCCAGGAAGGGCUUGGCUGCCGGAGCCUGUGUCUGAAGGGCAGGGCAGCUCCUCUAGCUGCUCCUGGGAAGGCGCUGGUGCAGGGUCUGUUGCUCCUCUGGGUCACCUCCUUCUCCCUGCCGGUGGACAUCUGGGACUUUGACCCCUUUCUUUUUUAAUCUACUUUUGCUAAGAUGCAUUUAAUAAAAAGGGGGGAUACAAAAUGCAAAUCUAUUUCCCUCACCUCUUGGACUUCUGGGAUGCCAUCACCUCCAGUUGUUGGGUUUGUCUCCAACUGUUAAUAAAGCAUUGAACUGGGACUGCCUCGCAGCCUCCUUUCUGAA